AUGUGGGGACAGCAUUUCGCUAGAAGUUUAUUAUUACUGUUCCAGGUGUUUCAUUUUGUGGACUUUGGCCGUGGUUCACCAACAGUUCGGUUGCAUUUGGAAGAGAAUCGCAUUUCACAAAAUAAUGAUUCGGAAUAUGUGGCGGGUAUUAUGCGUUUGGCCAAAUCGGCAGAGAUGCGGAAUUACAUGAAAGCGGAUGAAGAUGUUUGUGAAAAUUACUAUGAAUAUGCUUGUGGCAAUUGGCCACGUCUUAAUCCAGCCGAGACGACUGCCAGUCGAAAAACGUCGAUAAUUGAUUUGUUGGAGACGACCUACAAACAAAGGCAAUUAAGGUUACUGAUGGAGGGUUGGGAGGAUGAGGAGAAAGAGGAGGAUGAAAUUGCUGAAGAAUAUCCAGUGGAUAGUGGCAAUGCUGAGGCUGUGAAAAAAGUGAAGGACUUCUAUAAAUCCUGCCGUAAAAUGAGCAUGGCAAAGAAACCUCAGGUGGUAAAGGAAAUGCGUGAAAUAAUUGCAGAAUUUGGUGAAAUGCCGGCAUUGUUGGGACCCGAACAAGAGUGGGAAGGGGAAGAGGAAUUUAAUGUCUUCAAAUUAUUGGGUUCGAUACAGCAUCGCUAUGGUUUUGAUAUUAUUAUACAAUUGGGUUUACGGCCCGAUUUUGAUAACUCCUCGUUGCAUUCUCUGUUUGUCGGCCAACCUGCCCUGAAGUUACGUACCAAAAGUGUCUACCAGGGUAUGGCAACACAACGUUUACGUGAAGAAUAUCAGAAGGGGAUACAGGAUAAUUUAAUUGAUUUCCUUGAUAUGACGCCGGAAAGGGCCUAUCUCGUGGCCAAGGGUAUAUUGGAAUUUGAAAUCCAAUUAUCCGAGGGUCUAAUGGAUUUACAUACUGAAAAAACUUUACAAGCAGCCUCCAUAAAACGAACCCCUGAAGAGUUGGAAUCUUUCUAUGGUGAAAAUAUGAAUUUUCUAACAUUUUUGGAAACCACUUUGGGUUACCCUUUAAAUGUUACCUGUUAUGAAUAUAGUCUGCAUUAUCAUGAGGUUCUACGCAGGGUAUUGCAGUCAACACCCAAAGCCCAGGUUGCCAAUUAUAUUAUGUAUAAAUUGGUUGAGCCCUUCUUUAUGGCCUAUGAUCGUUCCUUUGCCGCCCUGGAGGAAAUGUGUCUGGAGAAGACAAAAAAAUUCUAUCAUCAUGUUUUGGACUAUAUGGUCUACAAGAGUUAUGAUACGCUGUUGAUGCAGCAUGACAUCGUGACAAUUUGGCGUGAGGUGAAGCAGACAUUCCGUCAACAAAUGGAUACCACCCGUAUGGAUUGGUUAAGUGAACAGUCCCGCAAACGGGCCUUGGAAAAAUUAGAUAUGCUUAAUUUACACAUUAAUUCCAAUGAGAAAAGGAACUUUACUUCCGAAUAUCGGCUUCUGAAGAUCAAUGAAGGCAACUACAUUGAAAAUCUAAAAGAAAUUAAUAAUUUGCGGGUGAUUAAGUUUUUGGAGCAGUUAAGUAAUCCAGGGAAAUUGGAAUUGCCCACACCCCAGUUGGGUUAUUCACCGGUCUUUGUUCGUGAAGAAAAUCUCAUCAUAAUACCCGUAUCUCUGCUGCAACCAAAUUAUCUAUGGUCCAGUUAUUAUCCUCAGGCUUUGAAAUUUGGCACCUUGGGGUUCCUGUUGGCUCAUGAGCUAUUACACGGGUUUGAUGAUAUUGGCACUUUAGCACAUUCACACAGCAACAUCAAUUCCUCCAAUAUGACCACGACCACCUGGUGGGAUGACGUUUCCCUCAAGGCUUUCAAGCACAAAAAAUCAUGCUUUAAAAAUCAAUAUGCCCACUUCCGUUAUAAUGGCAAAUAUUUACCCAUGUCCGAUAUGCAAGCCGAGAAUAUAGCCGAUAAUGGUGCCAUACAAAUAGCCUAUAAAUCCUAUAUACGUUGGCUGAAUCAACAGACCCUCGAGUCGCUGGACGAACUGCUACCCAAUAUGAAACUGAACAAUAAGAAGUUAUUUUUCCUUAGCUUUGCCCAAUUCUUUUGUGUCGAUGUUGAUGAAAUAAUGAAGGAUAAAGUAUCGCUAUUGGAUGUCCAUGCCCCUGCAAAAUUUCGUGUCAUCGGACCUUUGGCAAAUUUCCCCGAAUUUGCCAAGGUAUUUAAAUGUCCACAAGGUUCGACCAUGAAUCCAGUUAAACGUUGUGAAAUUUAUUAA
This is a messenger RNA of Musca vetustissima, 2196 nucleotides long. Its product is annotated as neprilysin-1-like. Lineage: Eukaryota; Metazoa; Arthropoda; Insecta; Diptera; Muscidae. Bases 1 to 2196 code for a protein of 731 amino acids. The transcript has a single exon. Gene Ontology annotation, biological process: protein processing. Gene Ontology annotation, cellular component: plasma membrane. The record is from RefSeq and is a predicted model, not a curated record. Gene Ontology annotation, molecular function: metalloendopeptidase activity.